CCAACGCUAUGCUCAUACACUUAGUUAUGAGCAAAGUGGACUCUACGACACGGUCAAAAUGGGAGGAGAAUUUAGAUUAUACAAAACUACCACUUUGGGAUGAUUGCGAAAAGGCUCUUAAUAAAAGGUAUCAGCACCUCUCUGCUGAAGAAAAUUCUUCAGGAGGGGGAGCUCGUAGAGCUCAAAAAUAUGAGCGUAAUGGAGGAAAAAAGGGAGGAAGAACUUCGCUAGCAGUGGCUAAGCCAAAUGAACAGCAUAAAACAAAAUGCUCGUUUUGCAAAUCGGAUGACCACUAUAUACAAUCUUGUUCUUCUUUUGCUGCUAUCCCAUGCAAUAAUCGUUUCAAGUUCGUUAAAUCAUUUCCUCUGUGUAUAAACUGCCUGCGAAAAGGUCACACAGUUACAGCCUGCAAGUCGAGCACUUGCAGAGUCUGUUCUAAGCCGCAUCAUACUCUAUUGCAUAGGUACGAAACAGAAACUCAAGAGGAAUCCUCUAGACAAGCUCUAACAGCACAAACUUCGACAUCUAGUCAAUUGUCAUCCACUAAUCUUGCUGCUAGCGAUUCUGAUCAAGUCAUAUUAGCUACGGCAAUAAUAAAAAUAAAGGAUCAGUUGGGAUCUUACCACAUGGCCAGAGCGCUCUUAGACUCUGGGUCUCAGGUAAAUUUUAUUACCGAAAACCUUGCUAAUACUUUGAAAUUACCCAAAUCUCGAAAAGACAUCAAUUUAAUAGGCAUAGGUCAGACAAAAUCUGCCAUUCGGCAUGCCGUUCAAACUGAUAUUGCCUCUUGUUUGAAUUCCUUUGAAACAAUGACUGAAUUAAGUAUUCUAAAAUCUAUCACGUCCUAUCAACCCGAAAGGCUUGUGGAAAAUGUCAACAUUCCAAGUCAUAUUGAUCUCGCCGACCCCCUUUUCCAUAAGCCGCAACGUGUAGACUUGCUGCUUGGGGCAGACGCUUUCUUCGAUCUUCUUAAAGAUGGGCGUCUAAGGUGUAAACAAGAUUCUUUAACUUUACAUGAAACAGUUUUUGGUUGGAUUGCGUCUGGUCGUUGUAAAAUCCCACAAAAUAAGAAAGCUUGCUCAACAUCAUUAUUAAGUAUAACUGGUGAAUCGUCGUUAGACUCAAUUGUUAAAAAGUUCUGGGAGCUAGAUCAAGUUCAAAAUACCUCGAAUCCAAAUUUAUAUACCCCAGAACAGCUUCUUUGCGAGCAAUCGUUUACUGAAUCUGUAAACAGAUUACCCUCGGGCAGGCUGAGUGUUAAAUUGCCGUUUAAAUCUAGUCCGACGUGUCUUGGCUCGUCCUUUGGGACAUCUAUGAGACGAUUUCUUGGCUUGGAGAGGCGAAUGGGAAAACAAGCAGAAGUCCGUGACAUGUAUAUCUCCUUUAUGAAAGAAUACAUCUCACUAGGUCAUAUGAGUGCAAUCAAUAACACAAUCCCGUGUGAGCCACAUUAUUUUAUCCCAUACCAGUGUGUGCUCAGAUGGCAAAGCUCUUCAACAAAGUUGCGAGUCGUGUUCGAUGCGUCAAGCAAAACAUCAUCACAAAUAUCGCUUAAUGAUACUCUUAUAGUUGGUCCAACGAUACAACCAUCUCUCUAUGCAACUUUGCUUCGUUUCCGUUUACAUCCUUACGCAAUUAAUGCUGACAUCACUAAGAUGUACCGUCAAGUUUGUUGGCCGGCGUGGGCGGGCACAGAAGAUCUACUGCGACAAUGCCACCAAUUUUGUCGGUGCCUCUCGGAUGCUUCAAGAGUUCAAGGAUCACUUCUUUACCAACAAGGAUGCCAUAAUGGCAUUUGCUGCCACCCGAGGAAUCUCUUUUUCGUUCAUUCCGCCCCGAGCGCCGCAUUUCGGCGGCCUCUGGGAGGCGGCCGUAAAAUCGGCCAAAGGAUUAAUGAUCAAGGCGUGGGAAGUGCAGUGCUCCGGCAGGACGAACUGAACACCGUGCUGGUGGAGGUAGAAGCCAUUCUAAAUUCGAGGCCCAUGGUCGUGGACAGCUCCAACCCCAACGAUGGCGAAGCAGUUACCCCAGCCCAUCUGUUGCGGCAGAAGUGGCUGAGCGAGAGCCUCAACAUCGAACUCGGAACUAUCGUCGUGGUCCACGAGGACAACAGUCCGCCGCAGCAGUGGCUGCUAGGAAUCAUCGAGGAGCUCCUUUACCAAUUGAGGAAUCUUGAAGCCCUGCAGCCGUUCAACGCGGCCGAUGUUAAGUCAUUUCAUUUCAUUGCAACCCCUACUGUUUAG
Messenger RNA from Drosophila eugracilis, 2243 nucleotides. RefSeq lists its product as uncharacterized. The coding region runs from base 9 to 2243 and encodes 744 amino acids. The transcript is spliced from 5 exons. Lineage: Eukaryota; Metazoa; Arthropoda; Insecta; Diptera; Drosophilidae. The record is from RefSeq and is a predicted model, not a curated record.